CGGGAACCAAAACAAGCGUCGCUGACAACCAGAAUUACCACAAGCGGACGCGGUUGUGUUUUCUUUCGCUCGUGCUUGUUUGAAGAUUUCCAUAGAUUUUACUCGCCAUUGUGCGUCGUGAGAAAAACCAGCUAGCGGCAAUGCAACAAGCGAAUGCCGUACGGCGAUAGGUAGUUCUGCUAAAGAAAAACUACAUUUGCAAACGCAUUUCUGUGGUGCAGCUAGAAGAACAUUAGAAUUCCGGUUUUGUUAUUGUGUAUGUGCGUCUUAGAAUUGUAGCGUACAAGUGUUUCGCUCCGUGUAACUGUGUGUGUGUGUGCGCGUACGUCCUUUUUUGCUUUUUGUUUUUUUUUGUUGUAAAUGCAACCAAGAGCAUACCGAUUGCCUUGAACAGUGCGGAAUGCUUCCGAUGUGUGCGUGUGUACGUGUGUGAGAGCGUGUGCUAUGGUGGUGUGUUACGGAAUCCUUUUUGCACCUACGCUGCACAAACGCAGUCAGCAAGGCAGGCAGGUCGAAAUCGUUUUCAAAGGUUGACAACAAUAGUGGGUGGAAAGGCAGGAAACGGCACAGUAGGGAAUAAACGAAGUGCUGGCUGGGCACGCUGGGGCUUCUUCCUGGAUCCGGAAGCAGUAGUAAAUCGAGAAGAGCCUUCGAGCACGUACGAAUGUACAGACACAUUCAUGCGCGUGCAGAACAACGCGGAGGUGGUGCGCGGGUGCAGUAAGAAUCAAGCAUAAAGCAUAAAGCAUAGAAACACGCACACCGCCCCAGUUCUUCCAACCCUGUGCCCCCUGUUGGCGGAUGUCGUGUGUUCGUGUUUUGGUACGGUCCUGUUGUGCAUUUGUGAGUGUAUGCUGUGUGCCUAUGUGAAUUCGAUGGGCAAAUUGUUUUCAUGAAAAGCAAAUCCCUGUUGUGUCUCUGUGUUUUCUGUGGCGAGGCUACAAUCUCGCAAUAGUGAAAUAGAAUGCCGUGGCGUUAAUUAAGGCAGAAGGAGCAUGCGAAAAGAUUGGUUGCGUUGGUUUUAGAUCGUAGUGAGCUAUGACAACAGCUAAACAUCGUCACGUAGACCACAUUAGCUACCAUUAUUAAAACGCAGACCAUCGCUUCUCUACGGACUUUCUGGAAGCAUCGUACAGCGUGAGCAGUGGAAGAAAUGCAGCUUAAACGGCCGCUUAUAUUAUAGAGGAAACAUGCUGUAGACCGUCUUAAUCUGUUGCAAGGUGGUCGUCUAACGUUUUAAAUUAACGGAAGUAAAGACGGAUCACAAGGUCGUGCAACAAACUAGAAUUGGAUCGGCGACUUAUCAUUGUGCGUCUUAUCAAAACGUAAAUAACCUACAUUAUCAGACGAAAGCGCAUCCCUUAUUCGUAGUGGGUUCCAUAUUUUGAUGAUAGAUAAAUUAUUACACACGUAGAAUAGAGCAAAGUGUAGACAUUCCUGUAUUUAUGCGUCUAUGCGUGGGCGUAGACAAGUUUACUGUGAGAUUACAUCGUGGAAUUUUAUCUGUGAUAUUGUGAAAUGUUCAAAGUGCGUUAAAUGUGCGUUGGUGAAUUGAUCGUACCGUACUUGUUUCGAAUGUCACACACAAAGUAAAAAGGUUUCCGAUUUAAAUGUGUACCUCUGCGCAAAACAGCCUUUUGCUCAUCGAUGCAGCAACAGCGAUAAGCGCAGGAUAAGGUUACAUUUUAGAACUGUUUUAGAUUAGUUGACAACCGACCAACGCACACGGAGUGCGUUCAGCUAUAUAUCCUCCAAGAGGAGUACACAAACAUUACGCUGCAUAGAUUUGAAGGAGCCAGGCGAAGUCCAAUAUGGCAUGUUUGUGAAGGUUUUAGCGGUAGUUACGUCUAUCCUGUUGUUAAUCGCGUUGCGUCCAUAAACUGUAAACGUGUCCUAUUCGUUAAGAGGGAAAAGGUUUCAGCAGCAAACAGUCCAACAUUGUCCAAGGUUGUGUUUCUGUCGUGCCGUUGAUUUGUCGAUCGAACCCCCAAAGAAAUUCGCUAUGCCCGAUGAAGCAUCGUACCAGGUGUUCAACUAUGUGGCGGAUUGCUUCAUCAACGUUCCGGUUGCCGGUCGCGAGGAAGAAAAUACGUGCGAGUAUGUCUGCCGAUGGGUUUGCCAACAGUUGAAAAUUAAGCCGGUAGUCUUUGCGCUCGUCGGUUUGCGAAUCCACGGGGAAAAAUGGUUUCUGGCCGGAUGCAGUCGUCCGUCGACGGACAAGAAGUACGAUUUUCGGCUUCGCUUCAAGGUUCCCGAUCUGUCCUGCCUAAAAGCACUCGAUCAAGAGCUGUUCAACUACUACUACAGCCAGCUACGGUACGAUCUGCUACACAAUCGCAUCCCAGAGAUCGACUACCGAAAGUACAAAAACAAAAUACUCGGCUAUGUCGUAAACGAUAUGUACCGGAAGAUGAUCGAGGACAAGAUCGGGUUGAACGAGCUGAAGCGCGACUUCGAGAAGUACAUACCGCGAAAGAUUAGCCGGGAGCAUUCGGUGUGUUUCGUCAAUGUUGCCCAAAAGCGAAUAUUUCAGUCACUCAACCUUAUCCAGAACAGAGAUCAUGACGUGAAUUACGUGAAGAAUGUCUAUAUCAACGAUAUCGACAACAUUGCGCCCGGCUAUCUGUAUGAGGAGUAUGCCGCCGAAAUUCAGUAUCCAAGGGGAGAGUUCAGUUCGCGUACUGGCAAGUGUCCGGUAAAGUUACGGUUUCAACCGUACGGGACGACGCUAUCUACUCGCGACACCACCAAGUAUGCAUCCACCGGCGGUGGAUUGGAGCGAACGUUGGAGCAUGAAGAUGCCACGACAACACCCGGACUGAAGGUGUUCUAUGCCAGCAAGUGGCAACAUGUGACGAAUAUCGACGAAAUACUCACCAUACUGGUGGAAAAGCUGACGGUGAAACUCGCACUGGAAGACCAGUCGGAGCCGUACUGUAUAGACUUUCAUGAUCAGACUGAAUUGCACUCUUUCGUAACCUGUCUAGCCGGGUACUAUAGGUUAAUGUGCAAAUGGACCGUAUAUCUAUGUCAGGAUUAUCUUUCCUCGCCGAUGCUCAACUUGCUGAAAGAACUCAAGUGCCACGGACCCAUCGGCGGGAAAUAUUCCACCGAUAAAAUACGGGAAAAGAAUAGCAGCUGCGGUGCUUGCAUAAUACGGCAGUGUGAGGAACGGUACGAUACCUUCUAUGUCGAUAUGCUCGAAACCGAUGGACUGAUAAAAACGUAUAAGCUUAUCCACGCCGAAGAUCAGUGGCACGUGCAGGACGAGAAGGAGGAACAGGUAUGCCGGUACAACCAGCUGACGGAGGCAUUGAAGAGCCUCAACCCUGAGAUAACGAGCGUCUAUCGAUUGCCGCCGUCGGACAACGACACCGCGCCCAAUCUGUUACUCUGCCGGCCAACCGUAAAGUUCUCCCCGAAGCGUUUGCUGCGUGGUGGAACGCAGGAACUCGGACAAAAGCGUGCCGGUAUCAUCAAUGCCGCCAAGGAACUAGUUAUCAAUCGCAAUGCCGUGGAAGACGAAAGCGAUGGCUUCACGAAACGUACGCGUGCAGACUUUUUACUUCCUAACAAUAGCAAGAUGGAGGUGACGCUUAAAUUACUCAAGAACGAAAAGGAGGGAGAUUAUCUUAAGGACUUUAUGCAGGUAGCUGGACAGUGGGCAACGAUCGACUCGAUCGAUAUUAUUAAGCUUUACGGUAUGACCGUGUGCAAGCCGAUCACGAUGGUGCUAGAGUAUCCGCGUUACGGUCGAUUGGAUGAAUUUUUGCGAACACGCCGCACCACGGUACGUCCAGCCGCGUUGAUCGAGAUAGGCCAUUCGCUUGCCCGCGCACUGUACUACUUGCAGAAGCACGGCAUAAUUCACGGAAACAUUCGGUGCUCAUCGAUGUUGGUUACCCAGUACGAUGAUGGGGAACAGCGCGUGCUGGCAAAGCUCGGUGAUCCGGGCAUGCACGGACAGCGACGGUUGACGAAGCACGAUCUGCUGUGGAUACCGUACGAGUAUCAGGAUUUAAGCGAACAGAGUGUUGUCAGCUUGCGGCAAGAUCCGGCCACGGAUGUGUGGGCCUGCACCUCGACACUGUGGGAAAUAUUUAGCCGUGGCAUCAAGAUGCACGUGUACAAACCGGCUGAAUUUCUGCCCUCCCGCAAAUGGCUCCAGACAAUGCCACAGGAGCUGAAGGAUUCGAGGCAGAUCUACGAAUGUCUGAGCUGCGGUUGGCAUGCGGAUCCCGACAAACGCAUUGCACCACAAGCGAUCGUGGGACUGUUAGUUCACGCACGUCAAUUAGAUGGAAGCUACUGUACGGUGGGCAAUGGGCACGUUAAUGGUCAUUCGACAAACAUGUUGAAUGGAACUGAUUUCAAAAAUAGUAUUCUGUCAAUGGAAACGAAUUCCACAUUGGUACGAUCGCGCACCGACUGCACCUCUUCGUCUUAUGUCAGCAACGGAAGCGACAGUGAGCUGCGUAGUAAUGCAUCAAGUGGAAGUAGCUCGCUGCCGUUGCUGCCAAAUCCUAUCAACCGUUUCAGUGGCGAUUCUUACUUUGAGAAAACGUUCGUUAACUGUUCCGACUACAUACAACUUAGCAGCACUGAGCGAAUCUUCUUCCAUAACAAGCUCGGCGAAGGCAAUUUCGGCCGAGUGUAUCGAGGAACGCUCGAGCGCGACAACCAACCACCAAGGGAAGUCGCACUGAAAACAAUCUACAGCGAUCGGCCUGAUCUGGGCCGGGUGAAGGAUGAUUUUCGGCGUGAGGUGGAUAUCAUGAAAAGUUUGCGACACAAAAACAUCGUAGAAUUUAUUUGCUUUAUCGAGGAGCACGACAAACUGGUGGUGGUGAUGGAUCACGUACCGAUGGGUUCGCUGCUAGAGUAUCUUCCGUACAUGCGGUGCGAUCUGAAGGAACCGGAUCUACUAUGGAUGGCACGGGAUAUUGCAAAUGGUAUGCAGUAUCUGUUUGAGAAGAAGAUAGUACACCGUGACCUAGCCGCGCGUAACAUUCUGGUGGAGAGCAAAAAAUGCGUAAAGAUAUCGGACUUUGGUCUAGCACAGGUUACCGAAGGUAGCAACUAUUAUGUAGCGCGACAUAGCCGCGAACUGCCGAUACGCUGGUACGCACCGGAAACGCUCGAAACGCAGAAAUAUUCCUUCCAAUCGGACGUCUGGUCGUUCGGUGUGACGUUGUACGAAAUGUUCACGUACGGCGGUUCGCCGUAUGGACAGGUAGACGUGAAGAGUGCGACCCAGUUGUAUCAACUGUUACAGUGUGAGACAAAGAUAUUACAGCUUCCCGAACAGUUCUCGCAUGUGUACGAUAAGUUAAUGGCACCCUGCUUUAAGCGAAACCCACACGAACGGAAGACUUUCAGCGCACUAUUGGAGGAGCUGAACGACAUGAUAAAUCAAUACGGUGAACCGAUUUACUAGGUGUGCAAUAUAUGGAUAAGCGCUUGAAAUGCUCAUGAUUCGUGUUAGAAUCUAUGAAUAACUUAAGAACGUGUUGCCGUAUCGGUUCGUGAUCGGUAUGAUCAUACGGAGAUUAUCUGCAACCGCCGGAAAGGAGGAAGCAAACGUAAAUUAAUACUAGCAAUUAACGAAGAGAACCGGCUUCUGAAGAGUGGAGUUGGUGUUAGUUCUGCAUUUUAAGCUCACAGAUUAGAGUCACAGAGCCGUGACAUCUACCGUACAGCGGUGGUUGCGUCCAAAAUGAUAAUAGUGUAUAGUGAACCGACCGCCACCGCUGUACGCACACACACACACGCCGCCAUGAUUAUUGUAGCGUGACUAAAUGGUUGUUAUAAAGUCGUCCUGCCUAAAAAUGCUGCGCUAUCAGUUGUUUACGAUUGCACGCACUGAUGCUAUAUACUCACACUCUCAAAUGUUGUCAAUUUUGAUGAUCAUUAGAAACUGCUAUUUGUUGUGCAAUGUAGAGAAGGAAGCAAACAAAAACACACAUACACAAACAGAUUUGCACUUAGGGGACCGAAAGUAUUGAAUGACGUUUUAAUCGUUCCUGCCGCUACACAAAAGAGUGGCGAAAGUAAAGAAAAGUUAGAAAAACCUGCCGGUGUACAAGAAAGUAUUCUGCAAACGAAUCUUAAUGGUUGUCCUUUUUACAAAAUACUCGUCGUCCCGUGUUCUAGCGGUGGUUUAAAGUCUAUGGAUUUGGUUUGCGCUUUUCCGCAACUGUGUACAGAUUAAGAAGGAUUAGAAACACUUACAAAUACACACAGAUACGAGCAAAAGAAAAACACACAACUUAAACAAUGUUGUCACUAUACUCGUAGUGGGCACGAAACCCGUAUAGUUUGUAUGCCAAUCUUGCGCCUAAUGUGGUAAAAAUAAUAAUGAUUAAAGCGAUGAAAGAACACAACUAUUAUGAUCUUGAGCAUAAUGCGAUAAGAACGAGAGAGAGAGGGGGAGAGAAAGUGAAGGAAAAAAAUGCAUUAGUUUGUAGAUCGAAUGCACAAGACACGAAGUAUGGCUAUAAUGCGCUAAAACCCUCGAGAUUGUGGUAAAAAAAUUGAUGAAAUGUAUGUGCCGUGAUUAUGUAUACUUAGAUGUGGCUUAUUAGUAAAAUGAAACAAACGAAGCGAACAAAGAAAAUCUAUUAAACUCGAAUAAGUUCUGUCAGACGUAGUGUGGAAAAAGUAGAAACGAAAGGAAAAGCAUAGAACAGGGCACGCGUUUAGCUGAAAGCUUUUGCAGUUAGACACGGUCUAAUGAAGGGAAACAAACCAAUUUUUAACCAAUUUUGUUAGAGUAGAAAACGCGCUAAAACCUACCCGCGUGUCGGAACUGAUCGCGUAUUUUUUUAAUGACUAACUUUUAACUGCACUCUUUGUGAUUUUUUAUGAGAAAUCGAUUUUUGUUUUUCUUUUUGUUACAUUUUUUUCUACAAAGAAUUUCAUUCUUAACUAGCAGAGAAAUGAAGUGGAGUUGACGUAGUAGUAGCAGCAAGCAGAAUUAGGGAAAAUGUAACCGAUUUUAAAUGCACACGAUUUAGACCAGCGAUAUGAAAUGAUUGAAUUUAAUAUUCAGUACAACGAUGACCAACUGAUGAACCAUACGCGAACAAACAUGAAAACGCUUCCAAAAGUAGUUCAAAGUUUUAGCCAACAAUGUAAGGAGGGUAUGACCAUCUUGCAAUAGCAAAAAAAAAAUCCACACAUCAUUCAUGGCAAAAUUCGGGGAAAAAAACGACCAUCGACGAAGACAAAUUUUACACUACACUAACGUAAAUCUUCACCUGAUAUUUAAUGGGAAAUGCGGUAACAGUACUUGCUGCCCAAGUGUGUGACGGAACGCUUUCGAUCCCUUCCAUCAUUGCACCAUUCCUGAUAUCUCCCAGAAGUGAAGUAGUUUAAUCGAAUAUUAAGAAAACGAACAAGUUUAGAACAAAGAACAAAUAUUAUUAACAUAAUGAACAUAGAUCAAUUUCUCAAAAGUGCCACUUAAAUUUGCAACCCGAAGACAAAGUACUAACGAGUUAUAAAGCAGAAAGCGAAAAGCAUAGCAAAAAGAGAUUUAAAAAAAAAAUCACAACUUGUAGUGUGUUUGAACAACGAUUUACCAGCCAUGACCACCAUUUGGGAAACAAACGAGAGGAGAGACACAAAAAGACAUGCAAGCAAAAGCAAACUCAAGAAGAAAAAAGAACAUGCAGCAGACAUGAGCGGAAAGUGUAGCGUGUAGUAGUCGCUUAAUGAUGCUUUAACAUUCUGCACCACGGUGGUUUCAUACAAAGAACAACUUAGGUAUUUGCAUUACGUCGUAGGGGAAGGUGUUACCGAAACAGAAAGAUUAAACCCCACGGUACAUGUUUAACACGCGCACUUAAUGCAAUGCUAGAAGGAUACAAAUAUGAGGUAUAUAAAAAAGAAACUCUUUGAGGUAAGUAAUACAGCUAGCGAGAAGAAAUGAAAAACGGAAUUUAGUUUAGAAAUAUCGGAUAGGAAACUUACUAGAUAUGCGUGCAGACACAUACAGACACAGAAAUUGACCAAUGUAAGUUUGUUACUUAAGCAAACGCGAGUCCUUUUGUGCUGUUUUCAAGAUGAAAUUUCGACAAAGUUUAGUUGGAAUGGGAUGUUUGUGAAGCAUGAAAGUUGCUUGGCUUCGUUCGGUCAUAUAGUGUAGAUGAUGGUAUAAAGGAAGCCCAUCUUACCACCAACUCCCGAUUUCGGGUAAAAUCUCGACUAGAUCCAUAGACACACAUACACAUGCAGGAAAAGGGCUCUUGGCUUGAUAGAGUAAUGGUGUAACAAUGAAGUAUCCGAUGCAGGGAUACCAUGCCAAUUAGAAGCGGCAACAGUUAGUAAAGUGGUGCCCAAGUAAGGCGAAGAAGAAAGUUGCUUAGAGUGUGGCGAUGCUGUGGGUGUGCGCCCCCAAAAAAAGACAUGGUGAUGAUGUCGGUAAAACAGAGUGAGCGUUAAACAAUGGUUUCUCCCAACACACACACACGUGGACUAAUGUUAGUGUAUGUGCGGCACAUAGAAAUAUGCAAAGUUGAUGGAUGAAAAGCGCAAUAGAGUGUAUACUGUUCGAUAUUUAAGUUUUCUAGUGCUUUUCCCCACCCAUUCAUAAACUCCAUGUAUGUGUAUUUGUGCGUGUGAGAGAGUGGAAGCGUCCAGGAGGGGGGUUCAGGAAAUCCGUCAGCCUCCAUCGGUCUCUUUAGUCAUUUUAGGUCGUUAAGAAGAGAGGAUUGUGAUUGCCGUAGUAUAUAGUUUAUAUUGAUCCCGAUUAUCGGACCGAAAAGUGAAUAAGAAAGCGAGCGAAAGAGAGAGAGAUGAAUUUAUAUAAUUAUUUUUCUAUAAAAAGAAAGUUAGUUUAAAUGAAUUAAGUUCUUCAUUUCGUUUCAUCUGUUUUACAUGCUCUAACACAUAGGAUGUGACUGUUGACGUAGGGUAAAGUUCUGUUAUAUCGUGUGCAUGAGUGAACGAUAAAUGCACAAUAUUUAGAUGCCGCCUGAACAAUUUACUGAACCACCUUUACUUACUUCGUUUGCGCGCGCUACAAAAGGUUGUGUUUAUAUGUAUGUAUGCGCCUUACGAGUUGCGCCAUCCGGCUUAUACUUAGAUAGAUACGAAAUAAUUUUUUACCGAAGGGUUUUUUGUAGUUUAAUUAUGAACUAUAAUUAUGAACAGAUUACACCCCCCCUUUUUGUGUACCGAAGUACCUUUGAGCAGAAGAAGAGACCGAUGUAAGAUGUGGUAGUGUUGAAUUGUGUUGAAUUUGGAAUUCUUAGUGCACACACUAUGCCUUUUUAAGCGUUAGGUUGCGUUUAUAUAGGUGCUGAAGCAUCAGAUUUUACAACUGAUUUGCUUUCAGUUUUGUUUACCUCUGAAGAUUUUGUUGGCUUUUGCUUUUUUUUAGCACGAUUAAAUAUACUGUACAAAACGUACGAAGAUAAAAUUUGAUAAGGCAAAUGAAGAUAGUGUCCUACGUGUCCCCAUCCUCCCGUGAUUCCAAUGUAGUAUCCAAUACCUCCCAAAUAAAAAUCGAUGGUACAACGUUACACAGAAGCGUCAGACUUAGCAUAAUAAUUUUGAUCCAGCUGAGAAGUAGUUAGGCUCGUUUAGAGCUACCACACAAUAAUAAAAAAAGCAUAGCACACACUCAUCACCCACACAUGGUGCACCCAUGUUUGUAUUCCCUGGUUAUCCUGGUCAUCCUGGAGAGACAAAUUGUGAUUUGAUGUGAAUUCUAACCACGAUAUAUCUAAAUAAUACGAUGUGCCCUGAGGGUGUGUGUGGUGUGUGUUGCAUGAGUUAGGGUGGUGAGAAUAUUUUUCAUCGUCCAAACUCGUUCGCUCCACAAUGUGCGAGGGUACUUGUUGUUUUACUGUGGCUUUGGGGUAUUACUAAGGAUAACGAACACAGAUCAAUUGCCCAUUUUUUAAUGUACUGUCAUUGUCGUGAAAGCAAAAAAGAAAACAGAAAACACAAACACAUCUGUCCACCCAAAACAUUUACUGACCAUGAUCCACCAUUGUAACCACUUAAAGUAAACAAGCGAGCUCGAAAAAGAGAAAAAAGGAUAUCUUCCUCUUAAGAGAUUGAGUAAAAAACUAAAUGUUUUAUCGGUGUUCACAGUGAAUAAAAAAAGGGUAAAAGGAAAAACAUAAAACAAAAUAAAUCGUGCAAUUCAAAUGUA
Messenger RNA from Anopheles funestus (African malaria mosquito), 10165 nucleotides. RefSeq names its product tyrosine-protein kinase hopscotch (gene hop). The transcript is spliced from 14 exons. Gene Ontology annotation, molecular function: cytokine receptor binding; ATP binding; non-membrane spanning protein tyrosine kinase activity. Gene Ontology annotation, cellular component: membrane; cytosol; cytoskeleton. Bases 2003 to 5437 code for a protein of 1144 amino acids. Gene Ontology annotation, biological process: peptidyl-tyrosine phosphorylation; hemopoiesis; intracellular signal transduction. The record is from RefSeq and is a predicted model, not a curated record. NCBI's taxonomy places the organism in Eukaryota, Metazoa, Arthropoda, Insecta, Diptera, Culicidae.